UGCCCUCCCUGGGUGCCUGAGCGGCCCCGGUGCCCACCGCAGGGGCACGGGCGCAGGGCUCGGAGGAUGAUGUGAGCUGCAAGCAGGCACCCAGAGCUCAAGGGCAGAGCUGGGUUUCCCCGGGAGGUGAGGCAGAAGGAGCCUGCCUGCAGCCAAGUACCCGCAUCCUGGGUCCGGCAGCGCAGCCCCAUGUCCAGAGGAGGGGAGAUGGUUUAUAUCCCGGAUGACUCCGACUUCAGCUCCUUCAGGGAUCAGUGCGAGAGCCUGGAGGGCUGGCACUGUCGGUAUAACAAGGCUGGCGUGACCGUGUGGAGUCAGGGCCAGGAGGAAAGCUGCACUGUGCAGAAAAUCAAGACUCGCAUCUCCUGCAAGGACGUCCCUGCUGAGACACUCUAUGAUGUGCUGCACGACACCGACUACCGCAAGAAAUGGGACUCGAAUAUGAUCGAGACCUACGACAUCGGGCGCCUGACCGUGAACGCUGACGUGGGAUACUACUCCUGGAAGUGCCCGAGCCCACUGAAGAACAGGGAUUUCGUCACCCUGCGCUCCUGGCUGCCCCUGGGCAAUGACUACAUGAUCAUCAACUACAGCGUCAAGCACCCGAAAUACCCCCCCCGGAAGGACUUUGUGAGAGCCGUGUCCCUGCAGACAGGGUACCUCAUCAAGGCGAACGGCACCGGUGCCUGCGUCCUCUAUUAUCUCACCCAGGUGGACCCUCGUGGGUCGCUGCCAAAGUGGGUGGUGAACCGCGUCUCCCAGUUUGUGGCACCAAAGGCGAUGAAGAAGAUCUACAAGGCCGGGCUGAAGUACCCGGAGUGGAAGCGCAAGCACGACCCUGGGUACAAGCCCUGGGUGUACCCGGAGCAGAACACACUGCCCAGCGUCAGCCUGGCCGAGCUCUCGCUGCAGCACGCGGACUCGCUGGAGAACAUCGACGAGACCGGGCUGCCCGAGGAUCACCUGAGCACCAGUGACCACGAGGCCUGAGCCCUCACCUCAUGGGGGGACACCCUCAUGACUGAGGCUUGGCAGCCAGGGGGGGAACGGGUGGGAAUUUGGCCCCCUGCACCCCAAUAGUCAUGUCUGCUCUCCAACUCCUUCAUCAUAGACUCCCCUAGCAGUGCAGCGAGGUACUGUCACAUGGGAAAUGAUGUCCCCAUGCAGGACAUAGAGCUGGAAGUGGGAUUGGGUGCCCCAAGGAGAGGUUGGGCAGAGAGAGGGGGGAACCCUUUAUGGGGGGGUGUAGGAGCUUUCCUGGUACCAGGAUAUCCCUCUGCCAGUUUAAGACCUUCUAAGGGUGUCCCCCAAAGGUCCAGAAGUAGGGAGAACUAUGAGGGUCCUGCCCAGGCUUUCCAGUAGCACAGGGCUUGCACUGAGUCUCUCUGGCCUGUGCUCCAGCUCUGACAGCCCCACCGUCAGGCUCGACCUGCUCCAGCCCACCAGGUCCCCCCAGUUUUAGCGUGAACCCCCAUCUCAGGGAGCGCACCCAGGUCCUGUCUUGGGCAUGAGGCUCACCCCUGGGCCUGGCUCUAGCCCAGCUCGGGGGACCCCUUCCCUAGAGGUGUGGGGGGGGCUUGUCCUGGCAGUGGGGUCUUGGCAGCCUCUGUCCCCACUCUCUCGGUGUUUGCCAUUGCUGUGGUUUCUGGCACAACAAUAAAGGGGUUGCUGUGUGCA
Pezoporus occidentalis (night parrot) is the source of this 1677-nucleotide messenger RNA. Its product is annotated as START domain-containing protein 10-like. The transcript is spliced from 6 exons. The record is from RefSeq and is a predicted model, not a curated record. Bases 190 to 990 code for a protein of 266 amino acids. Gene Ontology annotation, molecular function: lipid binding. Lineage: Eukaryota; Metazoa; Chordata; Aves; Psittaciformes; Psittacidae.